Aptenodytes forsteri (emperor penguin) is the source of this 1845-nucleotide messenger RNA. It is a transcript of the gene FZD8, whose product is annotated as frizzled class receptor 8. The transcript is spliced from 2 exons. Gene Ontology annotation, cellular component: plasma membrane. Gene Ontology annotation, biological process: non-canonical Wnt signaling pathway; canonical Wnt signaling pathway. The record is from RefSeq and is a predicted model, not a curated record. Gene Ontology annotation, molecular function: Wnt receptor activity; Wnt-protein binding. The coding region runs from base 8 to 1204 and encodes 398 amino acids. Lineage: Eukaryota; Metazoa; Chordata; Aves; Sphenisciformes; Spheniscidae.
GGUGCCGAUGUGCAAGGGCAUCGGCUACAACCUCACCUACAUGCCCAACCAGUUCAACCACGACACGCAGGACGAGGCCGGGCUGGAGGUGCACCAGUUCUGGCCGCUGGUGGAGAUCCAGUGCUCCAGCGACCUGCGCUUCUUCCUCUGCAGCAUGUACACCCCCAUCUGCCUGGAGGACUACAAGAAGCCGCUGCCGCCCUGCCGCAGCGUCUGCGAGCGGGCCAAGGCCGGCUGCGCCCCGCUCAUGCGCCAGUACGGCUUCGCCUGGCCCGACAGGAUGGCGGUGGCCGAGCACGUGCGGUACGAGAGCACCGGCCCGGCGCUGUGCACCGUGGUCUUCCUGCUCGUCUACUUCUUCGGCAUGGCCAGCUCCAUCUGGUGGGUCAUCCUCUCCCUCACCUGGUUCCUCGCCGCCGGCAUGAAGUGGGGCAACGAGGCCAUCGCCGGCUACGCGCAGUAUUUCCACCUGGCCGCCUGGCUGCUGCCCAGCGUCAAGUCCAUUGCCGUGCUGGCGCUCAGCUCCGUGGACGGGGACCCCGUGGCCGGCAUCUGCUACGUGGGCAACCAGAGCCUGGAGAACUUACGGGGCUUUGUGCUGGCACCGCUGCUCAUCUACUUGGCCAUCGGCUCCAUGUUCCUGCUCGCUGGCUUCGUCUCGCUCUUCCGCAUCCGCAGCGUCAUCAAGCAGCAGGGCGGCCCCACCAAGACCCACAAGCUGGAGAAGCUGAUGAUACGCCUGGGCCUCUUCACCGUGCUCUACACUGUGCCAGCUGCCAGCGUGGUCGCCUGCCUCUUCUACGAGCAGCACAACCGGCCCCGCUGGGAGGCCACGCACAACUGCCCCUGCCUGCGCGACCAGCAGCCUGAUCAGGCCCGCCGCCCUGACUAUGCUGUCUUCAUGCUCAAGUACUUCAUGUGCCUGGUGGUGGGCAUCACCUCCGGUGUUUGGGUCUGGUCUGGCAAGACCCUCGAGUCCUGGAGGGCCCUCUGCACCCGCUGCUGCUGGGCCAGCAAAGGUGCUGCCGUGGCUGGGGCCACAGGGGCAGGAGCCAGUGGGCAGGCGGCAAUCGCCGCAGCAGGAGGACUUGGGGCUGGAGGCGGGGGCUCCCUCUACAGCGAUGUCAGCACCGGCCUGACGUGGAGGUCAGGUACCGCCAGCUCUGUCUCCUACCCCAAGCAGAUGCCCCUGUCUCAAGUGUGAGGAGGGGGAAAGAGGCCAAAGGUUAGGGAAUGAGGGACACUGGCCUGCCUAAAAUGCCCCCUCACUGUUUGGUGCCAUUAAUGAACCCCUAAUGGUCCUUAUUAGCCACAGCUUGUAUAGAACAAUGCAGCUGGCAGAGGCCCCAAGCUCCAGCCCCCUCCUCCUUCCUCUCCAUUCAUAUGCAGGGAGCAUGUACUUCAAGGAGCCAGCUUAUUAUUUUGCUGGCAGAGGAGGGUAGAGGCUCACCCGUGUCUUGCAGAGGGCAAGGCACAGCGGCUCUGAUUCACUCUGGACUAACAGCAGCUCUUCACUCAUGGGAGGGAGGGUCUUCCUCCCCCCCCAUCCCGAGGUGGGAGUCUGCUGGGACUGCAGGUUUUUGGGAUAUUGAUGACCAGGCAAAUGCCUUACAAUACAGACUGAAUCAAAACAUGUCUUAAUUAUACACCCCAGCUAAAUACGGGUUUCCUACAAUAAAGGAUGUAUUUAUAUAAUUAUUUGUUACCUUGUACAGAUGUGUAAAAUAUGUAUAUAUCCAAAGCUAUACAGUCUGUAAAUUUUUUUGUAAAAAAGUGUAGAGGCUACCCCUGUAAGAGCAAAUAUGAGUAUUCUAUUUUGUCAAUAAAAUGACUUUUGAUAAAUGA